AACUCCCACCAUCACGCGCUUUUCAUAUAUUGCUUAGAAAACUCUGUUUCGUUUCCUGGCUAAUUUGAGCUGCUUUUUUUCGAUGCUCAUAUACUUCGAUUCUUUCUAGUUUCUCCAAGAGUAUUGGGCGAUCUAUUCUCUAAUUUUAACACCUGGUUGACAUUUCUUGUUCUUCUCAUACUUCCUCAUGUUGUCGUUACCUUCAUCUUCGUCUUCUAUUUCUAGAAAGAAAUAUGAUGUUUUCUUGAGUUUCAGAGGUGAAGAUACCCGCAAGAACUUUACAGAUCAUCUUUAUGAUGCUCUAAAACGGAGUGGAAUCGACACUUUCAGGGAUGAGCCGAAGCUGGAGGCCAGUGAAGAGAUCGCACCAGAGCUCUUUAAAGCCAUUCAACAAUCAUGGUGCUCGGUAAUCGUUUUCUCUGAAACCUAUGCGUUUUCAGGUUGGUGCUUGGAGGAGCUUGCUGAGAUUGUUAAACAAAAAAACCAAGAGGGCCAUAAAGUAUUUCCAAUUUUCUACAACGUCGAUCCAUCUGAUUUAAGAAAACAAAAAGGGAAAGUUGAAAAAGCCUUUGUCCAACACGAAAAGAGAUACAAGGAAGAUAAAGACAAGAUUCAAAGGUGGCGAAAUGCUUUGACUCUAGUGGCUAACACCAAGGGAUGGCAUUUAAACGACAGGCAUGAAUCAGAAUUUAUUGGAGACAUUGUUAAAAAGAUAUCAGCAAAGUUGUGUCAGACAUAUCCUGUUGUUAUUGAUGAGUUGGUAGGAAUCAAUUCACGCUUGGAAGAGUUGUAUUCGAAAAUAGAGAUUGGGGAGGAUGAUGUCCGCAUUAUAGGAAUUUGUGCAAUGGGUGGCAUCGGUAAAACGACUCUCGCCAAAGUUGUUUACACUCAAAUGUCACCCCAUUUUGAAGGCAGAAGCUUUAUUGCUGAUGUUCGAGAAGUUUCAGAUAAAUGCGGACUUGUUUCUUUACAGAGACAACUUCUUGCCCAGAUAUUCUCUGAUGAAGGUUUCAAUUUCUUCAAUGUUCACGAAGGGAAUUCCAUCAUUGGCCACAGGAUGUCUCGCAAAAAGGUUCUUGUUGUUCUUGAUGAUGUUGAUAACAUACAACAGUUGAAAUGCUUGGUUGGAAGGCGUGAUUGGUUUGGAUUAGGGAGCAGAAUCAUUGUGACAACUAGAGAUGAACAUCUGUUCCGAUCUUAUCGAGUUGACGAUGUGUAUACGCCCACGAUAUUGGAUGAAAACGAUGCAUUUCGUCUUUUCAAUUUGAAGGCUUUCGGUAGUGAUACAGCGCCUGAAGUUGAUUUCAUUCAGCUUUCAAAAACUAUUGUGAAAUAUGCCGGUGGUCUUCCCUUAGCUCUUGAAGUUUUGGGUUCCUUUCUGUGUGGUAGAGAUGCAACUCAAUGGAAAAGUGCAAUUGAAAGACUCAAACGAGAUUCUAACAAAGAAAUUAUCGACAGACUUAGAAUCAGUUAUGAUGGAUUGGAAGAGAGGGAGAAGAAUAUAUUUCUGGAUAUAGCAUGCUUCUUCAACGAGGAGCCGAAAGAUUUUGUAAUGAAAGUAUUGGAUGGUUGUGAGUUUUUCCCGGAUAUUGGAAUCGAUGUUCUCGUUAAGAAAUCACUCAUAAAAAUCGAUGAAGUCAACCAAUAUUUUUGGAUGCAUGACUUGUUGCAAGAAAUGGGAAGAAAAAUUGUUAAGGAAAAAUGUAUAGAAGAACCUGGGAAACGUUGUAGAUUAUGGGAAGAAUGUGACGUCCAUCAUGUCCUAACAAAAGACACAGGUACGAAUAUGGUUCAAGCCAUGAUGAUAAACAAUAAAAGGGAAUCUAAUAAGUUUCUCAACUUGAGAGUUGAUGCCUUCGCGAAGAUGAAAAAUUUGAGAUUACUCAAAGUCCUUUGCCUCACAAAUUGUGAUGAUCUAAAUUAUCUUUCAAAUGAGCUACGGCUUUUAGAUUGGGAAGGAUGUCCUCUAAGAUCCUUGCCGUCGUGCUUCGAACCGGACAACCUUGUUGCACUUCUCUUAUCUUACAGCCGUAUUGAACGACUGUGGAAGGGAGCAAGACCCUUGUAUAAGCUGAAAGUGAUCAACCUCAAAGGGUCUCAGAACCUGAUCAAGACACCGGACUUCACUAUGGCCCCAAGUCUUGAAACUUUGAUUCUGGAAGGUUGCACAAAAAUAGUGGAUGUUCAUCCAUCCAUCGGAUUUCUUAAGAGGCUUAAACUUCUGAAUUUAGAAGGCUGCAAAAGUCUUAGGAAUCUUCCAACCAAUAUUGGAAUGGAAUCUCUUGAAACAUUCAUUCUUUCCGGUUGCUCUAAGCUUCAAAAGUUUCCGGAGAUUGAUGUGAAAAUGGAAUGCUUGUUGGAACUUUAUUUAGAUGGGACAAGCAUUGAAAAACUUCCCUCUUCAAUUGGCAAAAUGAGCAGUCUUGUUUUGCUAAAUUUGAAAGAUUGCAGUAACCUUGUGAGCCUCCCUAGCACCAUAUGUGGGUGCACAAGUUUAAAAACUCUUAAUCUUUCUGGUUGUUAUAAAGUUGAAAAUUUGCCAGAGAACUUGAAGCAAGUAGAGUUUUUGGAAGAGCUUGACUUAAGUGAGACAGCCAUAAGAGAACCACCAUACUUCAUUUUUCAAUUUAAGAAUCUUAAAGUGCUGUCUUUCAGUGGAUGCAAGUCAUUUAAAUUGCGACAAAAUCUCGCUUCUCUUAUCCAAUGGUGGACAAAUUCCAAGGCUCUGAUGUUACAUUCAUUGUCUGGUUUAAGUUCAUUAAGGGAGCUGAAAAUAAGGGACUGCAAUCUUGGAGAAGAAGAUAUUCCUAGUGAUAUUUCACGUCUAUCCUCUUUGAAACGACUUGAUCUUAGUGGUAACAAUUUCAUCAGCAUACCUCCGUCCCUUGCUCGACUUUCCAAGCUUACAUAUCUUAGAUUAUCAAAUUGUGGCAUGUGCAAUCUUGGUGAAUUAGAUAUUCCUAGUGAUGUUUCUUAUCUAUCCUCUUUGUGCCAUCUUGAUCUUAGUGGUAACAAUUUCAUCAGCAUACAUCCGUCCCUUACUCGACUUUCGAAGCUUCAGCAUCUUGAAUUGUCAAAUUGCAAGGAACUUAAAUCGUUGCCUGAGUUUGUAACAAAUAUAACCUGGGUGGAAAUGGAAAAUUAUGCUUCUCUGGAACUAGUUGCAUUUCCUUCAAAAGUAUGCAAUUCAAUGAGUAUUGCUUGGGUUCUCGGUACUCACUGCUACAGAUUGGCUGAGAAUGUCAAUGUAUUAACAAUGCUGAGAAAAUAUCUCAUGGUAUCUGAAAAUUCAAGAAAAUUAUUUAGCUUUAUCAUACCUGGAAAUGAAAUCCCAGAAGGGUUCAGCCGUGAGAGAGUUGACUUUUCAAUCAAGAUACCACUGCCUUUCAAUAUUCUGAAUGAUAUUCAAUGGAUGGGAGUUGCUUUCUGCUGCAUUUUUGUCAACGAUGAUCCUUCGAGGGAUGAGGUUAUAGGCUGUAAAGCUGUUAUCCAUCGUAGAAACUCUGGAAAAGCUGCUUGUGAUGAAUCUGCUUUCCUAGAUGGAAAUUACAUUGUAGAUGAUAGUGGUUUCCUUUUAGGUAAAAAACAUAAUCGUAAGAAACAUUAA
Messenger RNA from Hibiscus syriacus, 3607 nucleotides. Its product is annotated as disease resistance protein RPV1-like. Gene Ontology annotation, molecular function: protein binding; ADP binding. The coding region runs from base 188 to 3607 and encodes 1139 amino acids. The transcript is spliced from 7 exons. NCBI's taxonomy places the organism in Eukaryota, Viridiplantae, Streptophyta, Magnoliopsida, Malvales, Malvaceae. Gene Ontology annotation, biological process: defense response; signal transduction. The record is from RefSeq and is a predicted model, not a curated record.